Cuscuta campestris is the source of this 2782-nucleotide messenger RNA. Lineage: Eukaryota; Viridiplantae; Streptophyta; Magnoliopsida; Solanales; Convolvulaceae. The record is from the annotation of a GenBank genome assembly.
GACUAUACUACCUAUUAAAGGGACUUGGGGCUCAUUUUUAUUUUUUAGUAUUUUUAUUAAAAAUAGUUUUGUUUGUUCAUUUUGUGCUCGGCUGACACGUGACUACUUAACUGCUCUUUCUGCUUCCAGCAGAUGUUCCUUCAUUUUUCUGUAUUUUUUUUCACCGUCUCCCAAAUACGGACUCUACUCACUACUCAGUAUUUUUAUGAAGGCGCCAUUUUGAGUCCAUCUUCUCUCCCAUUCAAAAAUCUCACCUGAAAAACCCCCUUUUCCAUUUCGAGAUGUAUUCGCGCUCGUAUCCUUCGGACGCGCAGACGAAGGCCGCCGACUUGGCGGCCAUCAUCGUCGCUGCGGCGUCGCCGUCGCAGAUCGCCGCCGCCUGUGCCGAGGUGGAGUCGUUCCUCCACGCGUACACCGCGGACCAGACUCGCUGGUUCUUCUCUAUCACUUUCCCAACCCUAAUUUGCAAAGUCUUCGGUUUCGACGACGCGCCGCCCGCUGGUCAGAAGUCUCUUUCCCCCUCCGGAUGGACCGAUGUUGCCUCUCUAUCUAACGAUAAAGAGCUUGCAGGCAAAAUUUUCAGUUUACUAUCUCCAAAAGGUGUUUUGCUAUCGUCUAUUUUGAGUGCCGAUGCUUUAUCUCUGGUUAAAUAUGUGUUUCCUGUUGAGCGAUUGCCGGAAUGGGCUCGGUAUCUCCUCCAGAAUGAGAGAGAUGCUAGGGUUUUGGCUGACUUGUGUCCAUUGUUCAGGAAUAGGCUAAAGGAGGACUCAACCAAGGGUUCUUUUCAGGUUCAGUUGAAUAUAUUUGAGUAUUUCAUGUUCUGGUUUGCGUAUUACCCGGUUUGCAGGGGUAAUAGUGAGGGGCCACAGACUGUUAGAGUUAGGAGGAGCACAAAAUUUAGGCUGGAGAAUUGGACUCAUUCGAUUCCAGGCUUGUCAAGCACGAAGCGGGCAGCAGAGAAGAAAAAUGAAGGAAAUCUCUAUAUGCGUCUAUUAUAUGCAUAUCUUCGGGUAUAUGUGCCCAUGCAUGAUCUGAACACCCACCAACCAUAUCGUAGUUCACUUCUCCAUUACUCCUCGGCAUAUGAUGUGUGUAUGGUUGAGCAGGCAGAGUUUUUGGUGAAUACAAUAAUACAUUUUUGGUUUGUGGACAAUGAUUUCUCACCGCUUCCUGUGAAUAUGUGCAAAUCUUUUGGAGUGACACUACCUUUUCGGUCAUUUUUGGGUGAGGUUCCUCCAACUUCUGGUUUAGGUGAGGUGGGGAAUGUGUUUGCCAAGUAUCUAAACCUGAACUCACUUCCACUCACUGAUGGGACUGAUCAGGCAGAUUGUGUUGAGAGUCCAAGGCAGAGGCUACCUGGCUCAGUUGGUACCCCUAAAUCAAGGGAUGCUUCUUUGAGGGUCCAAACUGUCAGUUCUUGGGACACAUUAAUUCAGAGGCCACUAUACAGAUUUAUAUUGAGGACAUUUUUGUUUUGCCCAGUGGAAUGCUCUAUAAAAAAUGCAUCUCAAGUGUUUACACUUUGGGUUAAUUACCUUGAACCUUGGGCAAAUAGUUUGGAAGAGUUUGCUGAGGUGGAGUCAUGUUUGGGCAUGACCAGUAAAACUGUGCGAAGGGAUGGAACCCAAUCUUUAUCACAUAGAUAUUCGUCUGUGUGGAAGGGUUUCGUUCUGGCUAACUACCUGUUCUAUAGCUCCCUAGCCAUGCAUUUUAUUGGCUUUGCACACAAGUUUCUUCACACAGAUCCACAGUUAAUUCUUCAAAUGGUUUCUAAGGUUAUAAACAUAUUAACAUCCUCUGUUGAGCUCUUGGACCUCAUGAAAAAUGUGGACAUUGUUUUUCAUUCAAAGCCUUAUGGAUCAUCCAAAUCAAUGGUUAAUAGCUUACAUAGGUUUGUACCUGCAAUUCGUGAACAACUACAGGACUGGGAGGAUGGUUUAUGUGAGAGUGAUGCUGAUGGAUCAUUUCUGCGUGAAAACUGGAACAAAGACUUGCGACUUUUCAGUGACACUGAAGAUGGUGGACUGGAGUUGCUUCAGCUUUUUGUGUUGAGAGCAGAAUCUGAGUUGCAAGUGCUGGGUGCUGACACUGUUGCACAGAACACAGAAUGCUUGAACACACUAAAAUCCCAAAUAGGACUCCUGUGUGGCACUACCCCUAUCACUGAGAAGCUCAUCAGCAGGCCAGGGACAACAACAGUUUCGGAAGCCACACGGGACGAGAUUUUCAAGCCCAGAAGUUACACAAACCAAACAGUGCCCGUAAAGCGUCCCGUACGCGGCGACGAAAUCGCAUGGCUUGCGAAUCUGCUCGUAAGGAUAUCGGGUCGGAUAAACGAGUCUCUCGGGCUGAACACGGUCGAGGGGGCCCACGAGAGCCCGUGUUCCUCGUACGUGACCGUGCCGGGCGGUGCAGGGGAGGUGUACGGGCUCGCGGAAAUGCUGAAAGUGGUUUUCCGGUUGGUUGUGUCUUUGCUUGGUGCCCUGUGUCGGCAUGCCAGAGAGUUCAUGAGAAAGCGCGGGCUCAGGGUUAACCUUAGGGCUUUGGCAUUGAAGAAGGUGGUGGUGAUGAUGGUGUUCAUGGCUGUGGCCUUUUCCACUCUGAAAAGGGGUCUUUCAGGUGUUGCAGUUUCAGGAAACAAUGUGUUUUAAAUUUUAAUACAAGAAGAGUAAUAGGUUAGGGGCACCCUGCAUUUACGUUGUGAGACCGUGACCUUUAGUUUUGGGGCAGGCAAACUUCUUUCUCUGAAGUUGGUUUUGAUUCAUAAACGUUGAAUCCAAAU